AUCUCGAUAUUUUCGUUAACUCACCCGUUUUUCUUCCUUUUAUAACAUAACUCGACUACCACGAAUACUACCGCACUUCGAAUGCAGUAGUAAGCUUAAAUCUUGUAGAAUUAAGCUCGCAGGACGGAGAUCUCCCAUCUUGAGGAAAUUGCUCUUGGUGACCACCACAAGUACUACCACGCUGAGAUUACUUCGUUUGGUCGAAAACGAUCAAGAUUUGCCAGAGUUAUUGGUAAAAAGGACUUGGAAUUAUUUUCAGAAGUGAUAACCUGUCCUCUCUCUUUACCUUCCUUUUUCUCCUCCAUACCUAGCCUUCUCUACAACCGAAACCUAACAAACAAUACGGUCAUAACUCUACCAACGAUUCGACGAAUAACCAUGCCAUCUCAAAACCGCCCCCCCGGCGGAAAGCACACUCCUGGCAGAAAGCGCCCCCCAGCCAGGAAACGGUCUACGAAUUCGAGAAAGCCUGUAAGGAAGACGAAGACUGGCGCAUACUUCAAACGUCCUGGCAUGUCUGUGCUUCGAGAGAUCAAGCAGUUGGCAAAAUCAACCGAACUGCUGAUUCCGAAAUUGCCAUUUGCUCGACUUGUGCGCGAGAUCUCAGGUGACUUCAAUUACGAUGGAGGGUAUCGUUUCCAGAGGUCUGCGCUCGAGGCGCUCCAAGAAGCAUCAGAAGCAUACCUUGUAAAGCUUUUUGAGAAUUCCAACCUCUGUGCCAUCCAUGCCAAGCGCGUAACUCUCCAGGCGAAGGAUAUCGAGCUGGUGGAAAGGUUGUGCGACGGGUCUUUCAUUUCGGUUAGGAAGCACGCUCGAAAGUAAAACGUGAAGUUAUGGCUUAACGUAUAUCAUGAGUUAUGGGUGUCAAUGGAUGGCGUUUUUAUAAUUCUCCAAUUUGUCAGUUAAGGCGAAUAACAAGUCGCAGGUUUGGGUAUACGAUGGGUGAGUGAGCAUCGUAUACUCUUAGAUUAAUGAUCCUGCUUAAUGCGCCGGAUAAACUUCUAUAGCCAGAAUUAAAUAGAAAGCUU
This is a messenger RNA of Eremomyces bilateralis CBS 781.70, 1028 nucleotides long. RefSeq names its product histone-fold-containing protein. The transcript is spliced from 6 exons. The record is from RefSeq and is a predicted model, not a curated record. Lineage: Eukaryota; Fungi; Ascomycota; Dothideomycetes; Eremomycetales; Eremomycetaceae. Gene Ontology annotation, cellular component: nucleosome. The coding region runs from base 379 to 822 and encodes 147 amino acids. Gene Ontology annotation, molecular function: protein heterodimerization activity; structural constituent of chromatin; DNA binding.